GCAAUUAUUUACUUAAAUAAAUCUCAUUCAUAAAUGAUAUUAAAAGUAAGGUAAACUUUAUUCAAGAUGACGUAUCAAGGAUGGAAAAUAGAAAGAAAAGAAAAGCCAAAAGAAAAGAAAAAUGGUUCAUCGAUAAACAUGAGGGAAUAGAUGCAAAAGUAUGGACGCGCGUAAACGUUCGAGUAUACGCUUGUCGCGUGGGAGAAAAGGUGGGGGAGUGAAACGAAUUGGCUGAGGGGUAGGAGGAUGUUGUUAGGGGGUGGCAGUGUAGGGUUGAAAGAGGGGGAUGGUGGGUCAGCGGACGAGGGCUUUGCCGCCCUCGUCAGUCGCGUCACGCGUUUUCCAUCGACGACGUCGCUAUAAUACUGGGGAUUCGGCAAACUAACUAAACAUUAGUUACGAGUUUGCCGAUCCAACGUUUCCUCUCGUCGUGCUAGUUUUUUUGUCUUUUGGCUCUUGGCUCUUCAACCUCAGCCCUCAGACUUCUAGCACCUUAGCUUCGAUUUUGUUCUUUACCAUUGUAUUUGUUGUCCUCUAGUAAAUACUCUUCUAUAUAUUAAAAGACGCGAGGAAUAAAGCUAGCAAGGCAGCACGUGACGCCUCACCGUGAUCGGUCGAGCACGCCGCGGUAAAACUCGUCUCUUAUCGAUCGAAAUGUACCGCGCAGCACGUUGCCGCAGUUCCGCAUGGCGCCUACCACCUCCACCCUCACAAUUUUCGAUGCUAUCGCCAUAGAAAACACAAGGACCACACGACUCUCUUAUUAUUAUCUACCACGAGUUUUCAUUAAUUCGAACGUAUCGUCGCGUUUAACAAAAUCAUCCACGGAAUUUCAAUCGAAAAUCAAAGACUUGUUCGGAAGGUUAACUUGAUUGAUUUCUAUUAGAAACGAAAAAGAUAUUUCCAUUAAUUUUGAUUAUUAUUCGUAUAUUCGCGGAUGAUUUUUUAACCGAUUAUCUCUUUUGGUAACAUAUUUUAGAGAUGAUUUACAUUCGUAUUUUUGUAUAACUCUGAGCAAACAUAGGAUCUACAAUCGAGUUAAGUUCGCGAUAGAUCGAUCAUUUUCAAAGGAAGCACGAAUGGCCAAUGAGAGUCGUUCUUUCUCCCGCCAAAACCGUGGCGCGUUGAGAAUCCUAUUCUCGUCUCGCGAACUAACGAGUUGCGCGUGCGUGCGUGUGUGUGCUUUUGAGAAUUAAUUUUCACGUGAUUAUUCAUCGAAAAUUAAAAUAAGUUCGAACAUUGUUAUUUCUAAAUCAUGUCGAGAUCAUGUUGAUGCAAUUAAAUUUUAUCUAUGUACCGGAUCACAUUCGUGCUGAGAAGAAAGAUUCCUCGUAACAGAAAAAAGACGGAAGAGGGAGGAAUGAGGAGAUUCGUCCGGUGACGUUGUGCCACGCGCGGUAAUGCUACUGGCAAGCGGUGCCUCGAUACCGACCAUCGCCGGUGCCGUCGAGGAGGAAGAUUAUGCGCGUAGCGAAGCUAACAGCGCGCACUAUGAUGGAUACGUCACCGAUCAUACCGAUCUCGCUUCUGAGAUCGAUAUCGACGAAUCCGAGUAUAGAAGAGAACUACUCAACGAUAAAUGGCGGAUGCUGUUCGACAAGUUCGAUCCUGAGGGUUUCGGAGAGAUACCAUUGGAGGACUUUUUGGUAGCGUUAAAAAGUGCCGAAUGGAAAACGGAAAUACCAGCUAACAAGAGAGAUAUCCUGCUCGUUAGAGCAAAAGAAUCCAAGGUCGACGCGAUUACCUUUCAGGACUUUGUUAAUGUGGUGAGUCGUUUUCGAUGACUUUGACCAUUGAACCAAAACAAGGAUAAUAGAUAGACCAUCAAAAUCUACCUACAAGUAUUUAAACAUUCAUUAACAAUAGAAUCUCCAGUUUCUUAAAUUAAUGGGAAGACAUAAUAGUUCGGAUGAUAAAAUUUUCAUAUACGUGAAAAUAUCAAAUAUAAAUAGCAAUAAAAUGUAAUGUA
Messenger RNA from Polistes canadensis, 1969 nucleotides. Its product is annotated as rhomboid-related protein 3-like. NCBI's taxonomy places the organism in Eukaryota, Metazoa, Arthropoda, Insecta, Hymenoptera, Vespidae. The record is from RefSeq and is a predicted model, not a curated record. The coding region runs from base 1401 to 1784 and encodes 127 amino acids. The transcript is spliced from 5 exons. Gene Ontology annotation, molecular function: calcium ion binding.